AUGUCAGAGUCCACUAAAUGUGACGAAGGUGCUCAACUGUACCAUGAGGGCCAGAGGUUGUGGAUUCCAUGCAGUGAACAAGGCUGGCAAGAGGGGACUGUGAUGGCGGUGGAUGGCACGAAACUCUCAGUCAAGAGCGGUGGAGGCCAG
This is a messenger RNA of Sphaeroforma arctica JP610, 150 nucleotides long. RefSeq lists its product as hypothetical. The record is from RefSeq and is a predicted model, not a curated record. The annotation marks the transcript as partial. The transcript has a single exon. NCBI's taxonomy places the organism in Eukaryota, Ichthyosporea, Ichthyophonida.